GCUGAGGGGGCGCGCGGCUCCGGCCUCUGCCCGGGCCGAUCCUGCCCCGGCGGCGCCUUUGCCGGCGGCCGCCCCGCUCCUUGUCGCUCUCUCCUGCCUCCCGCCGCGAGCAGCCGGGGCUUCCUCCAUGCGGGAGAAGAGGAGGAGGAGGAGGAGGUGGGAGCUGCUCGCCGGCCAUCCCCGGCGCCCGGCAAGUCGGAGCCGACCCGCCGCCGCGCCGCUCCUGCCGCAUCUCCCCGCGGCGCGGAGCCGGCCCUGAGCUCUGCUCGCCGCGCCGGCCACGGACCCCUCCUCAUAGUCUUGCCCCCACCCUCCUCCUAGUCUUCCCAGACCCCUCCUCCUAGUCUUUCUCCUUUUUGUUUGUUGUUGUUUUUUUUUUUUUUUUUUUUUUCCUUUUUAAUUCUCCCCCUCCCCCUCUGGUUCUCACCCUGGCUGCGAGCAAAGCGUCUUCAUGAGCGCAGAGGAUGUCCGGAAAGCACUACAAGGGGCCUGAAGUCAGUUGUUGCAUCAAAUAUUUCAUCUUCGGCUUCAAUGUCAUUUUCUGGUUCCUUGGCAUAGCAUUUCUUGGGAUUGGAUUGUGGGCAUGGAAUGAAAAGGGAGUGCUGUCCAACAUCUCCUCCAUCACUGACCUGGGAGGCUUUGAUCCUGUUUGGCUCUUCCUAGUGGUAGGAGGAGUUAUGUUCAUUUUGGGAUUCGCAGGAUGCAUUGGAGCUUUACGAGAAAACACUUUUCUUCUCAAAUUUUUCUCUGUAUUUCUUGGAAUUAUUUUCUUCUUGGAGCUCACUGCUGGUGUUCUAGCAUUUGUUUUCAAAGACUGGAUAAAGGACCAGCUGUAUUUCUUUAUAAACAACAACAUCAGAGCCUACCGAGAUGACAUUGAUUUACAAAACCUCAUAGACUUCACACAGGAAUAUUGGCAGUGCUGUGGGGCUUUUGGAGCUGAUGACUGGAACCUUAACAUUUACUUCAAUUGUACAGAUUCCAACGCGAGCCGAGAGCGCUGUGGUGUGCCAUUCUCUUGCUGUACUAAAGACCCUGCUGAAGAUGUUAUUAAUACUCAGUGUGGCUACGAUGCCAGGCAAAAACCAGAAGUUGAUCAGCAGAUUGUUAUCUACACUAAAGGCUGUGUCCCUCAGUUUGAGAAAUGGUUGCAGGACAACCUUACCAUAGUUGCUGGUAUAUUCAUUGGGAUAGCAUUACUGCAGAUAUUUGGGAUAUGCUUAGCCCAGAAUUUGGUUAGUGACAUUGAGGCUGUCAGAGCCAGCUGGUAAAACUGCUGAAGUAACCACAACAAGACACUGGACAACCGAAACCCUCUGAAACCUCCAGUGUGUCACUCCGACACCAAGCUGUAUGGACAUGGGUGACAGGGAAGCCUUCUCUCCCAAGUAGUCUCAAGUUUAAGUUCCUGAUAUUGCAGUGAACUUGUGUUUUUUUCGGGAUGGGGGAGAGAAGAGUGGGCUAUUGAAAAUCUGCUGCUCACUGACAAUUUUUUUUUUCUUUUCAACCACCACUUUGAAAGCUGUUGAGCCGUGAAUCUCUACUGUAUUCUUGAUUUUUGAGUAACAAGUGGACACUUUUUUAAAUUGGUGUAUUCAGUGAGACAGAGUUGCAUUGUUGUAGUCUGUGGAUAUGCUGUUUAUUCUUCAUGUCAUGAGCUCUUUGAUAGCUGCCAAAUAUUCCUGAGAUGUUCUAUCUCCUCACCACUCUGUAAAGGAACAAUCUUCUUGUUUUCACAGCUAAACAUAGCUACAGGCCUAAACCCAUGAAGCAGGAAGCAACUUUCUAUGCAUCUAUUGUACAGUAAAAAAAAUUUGUUUUUAAAACAAGGGAAAUUAUUUUUAUGCAAGCUUCCAACCAUCUCCCUCUAGUACCUUGAGGUUGGAAUCAGCAGAAGGCAGAAUUUGCUUAAUUUUGUCAAGAUCUUUCUUCCUUCUCCACUCUUGUAUGAAGGGAAAGGAGUUUUCUAUUUGACGAACAAGGGUUGCUGCCAUACCUUUGGAUGUCAGUCUCUUAAGGCAAGGAUGGGAUAUAACUGUAUAAAUGUAUGAAAGCAAUGUGGAUGUUGGGUCCAAGUGAAGAAUAAUAUUCAAAUAAUGGAUUAUAUAUUAACUUAAAAUAAUUCAAAACUUAUGUAUCUGAUAUGGCAAAAUCUUUUGUUUCUCUGAAAUUUAGUGUAACCUAAUGUAUUUAGGGAUCUCACUGAUGUUAAUGCUUUGACAUACUCAUGCGAAGCUUGUUUCUUUGGUCUGUUCCUAGUUAGGGCUUUGGUCUUUCUUUUCAUCUUUUUCUUUUCUUUAAUUCUUUUUACUUGCAUGAGCUGUGGAAUAAGAAUCUGUGACACUCCAGUGCUUUAAAUAUGUGCAUAUGUUUUAAUACAGUCUAAUCCAAACUUAUUUAUUGAUAAAUGCAUGUGAUUAUGGGAAGAUCAUUUCCCAUUCUCUUGGAAGUUGGAGAGAACAGUUUUUGUCAGAGUAAACGCUUACCUCCAGUGAACAAAUUCAUACUAUGGAGAUGUCUCCUCUUCUUGCUCUAAAGGCAACAAAGAGCUUUCUUCUUCUUUCUGUGAAGCAACAGAAUAAAAAUCUUAAAAUAGAAGCAUUUAUUAGGAUCUGCUAAGGCAGACCCUUUUGAAUUGGACACAAGAAAGCAGAAUGUGGCAAAAAGCACAAAUAGUGGAGAAAACUUUAAUCAGGCUCCAUCCAGCUUAGUGUUUUUGAUUUGUUCUUCUUCACUAAUAAUAGUGAACUUAAAGACCUGACAUGGCUUGGGUAGUUUAUUGCACUUUGUAUAAAUUUAGUGUGUUUUAUGACCCUUCUCAGUAUCUCCAUACCAGUCCUGAAAGCUGUGGUCCCGCUUUGGUCAGACAGUGGCAAAGGGUGUGUAGCACCUCCUUGUAAGGAUGUAACAUCUUUGAGUUGAGUUUCCUAAACCAGAAGGUAUAUGGAGUAGGAGAGAGGAACACAUUGCUUUCAAAGCUUCCCUGUUUUGGGGGAUAGAUAGAAGGCUGAUCUGGUGACUUGUUAAGGCCCUUUUUGGUCCUGUGACACUUAAACAAAUGAAUAUACGUACCCUUGCACAUUUUGCCUUUCUGUGCUUUAGUUGGCCGUGGUUUUUCUCCCCGAUGAAGGCUGGUGAAGGGCACGCUGCUGCUUCACAGAUGCCUCAGCAGACCUGUUGUCCUCCCAUCUUUGAGCAUUACCUCAUCCUCUUCUGGUUAACUCCCACUGACUGGCUCUGAAUCAGGCAGCCUCCAUAUCCCUUGGUAUCUGCUGUUAAAGGCCAGCCAUGACUCAGAGUAUUUUUUAAAGCCUUUCAAAGCAAUUAUAUUUCAUUGUCCUUAAUAAAGUUGGUUCCACCUCAGCACAGUGUUAUGUUUUUCUUAGCCACUCCUCGAUUUGGGGAGUUACUGGUUGUUUUCCCCCAGAGGGACAUACCAUUUUGCCUGAUAGUGGCAGGACAGACAGAUCAUCAGCACCAGUGUUGCUGCACUGAGACAAAAUGGUGCAGGGAGGAAUCAGGGAAGUGGGGUUGAGGAAAUAACCCCUCCACCAAAGAGUCUUGAUUGUGAUCCUGGGCUUUGGUUUGGAGGGAAAACAAAAAGCCUAAUUACAGAAGCAUUCCUUGUUGCCACUGAUCUUGAAUACUACUGUUGCUGCUCUGAGUUUCUGAAGAUAGCUUCAUUCUUCUACUUGAAUCUCUGCAGUUGUACUGUAUUGGCCUUCUGUCUUGUCACGCUGUUCUCCGAGUUCCAGUCUGCUGGCUGUGCAGUUGGCAGUGUCAGACUGAUAGGAGGGUAAAUGCUCCAAGCUGAGCAAUUCUUGUUCUCACAACUUGCACGUCUACACACAAAUGUGCAACACUUCUGCUGAAUCCCAGAAUGACUGACUGUUCUUACAAAAACCACUAGAUAACUUCCUUUUCUAGAGCUCGUCUUUAUUGCUGUGGUUGUUAAUCCUUCUUGCUCCCUUGUUCCCAAGAGAUACUUAUUUACUCAUUUUUGCAGUUUGAUGGAUGUGCACUGAUUGUUUAGCUGUCUGUUACACAUUUAAAUCCCACAUUUUUUUGUCUACAGAUCAGGUAAGAUAUCCUCGAAAUGUCCCACAACAGCUACUCAGCAGCUUAGGUGUCCAGUUGUGAAACCUUGUGGGAGGCCUUGGAAAUCAAUGUAUUAUUGUCAGAGCCUGCCAAAUACAAGCAAACUUUUUUCCAGGAAACUUUGAAAAGGUCACGUGAAUUGCAACUAAAGCACAACUGCUGGCUACGUGGGCUCAGUGUCUAAAGCAAUAAGAUGUGGUAGGCACUCAGACUCCAUGGCAGUUUCCUGCCUGGUGUGGUGGUGGGGUACAUGUGAGUUCAGAGAUCAGCCUAAUUAUCUUUAACAUGCAGUAGUUUUUCAGAAAUUUAUUGUCAAGCUUACGGAGUGGGAAACAGCUCUGUUUGCUGGGUGAUUCCUGUGGAGUAGUGGCAUUGCUAGCAAGGAUUCUGGUAGCUCAGCAGCAGCGCUGGCUUUAAAGCUAUUUCCAUAUAUCCCAUUGAGCCCUGCCAGAGGGCUUCACAGUCCUUGAUCCUCUGCUUUCUAAAUACCCUCUCUAUUCACAGGCCUUUCUGUUGUUUGGGUUUGGGGUUUUUUUUUGAUUAAUAGCCUAAUGGACAAAUGUGUGAGUCAUCUUUUUGUGUCUAUUUUGGUAGCAGUAGGAUCUCUUUGCUUAAAAUCCAAAAUUUUGAUUGUGCCCCUUAGAGUUUGAAGCUGUGGGGGUGCUUGCUCAAGUGUACUCUGUCCCGAAAGCCUUCUUCUCUCCCCUUUGAGAGAGAUGCUCACUGUAGUUCUGGUGUGUAAAUAGUGUUUGGAAUGUAAAUAGUAGCAUGCAGAUUAAAUGCUUCUUGCACAUGACUGCUUUUCACCCUGAAAAUGUUUAUUAUGGAGAGGAAAGGUGUCCACCCGGAGAGUCCCAAGUGGUUGUCUUGGCUGUCCCUCGUGCCGAUGGAGCAGCAGGAGCACCUCAGCUGCCCGUGUUCGGUGUCUGCCCUGUGAG
This is a messenger RNA of Melozone crissalis (California towhee), 5036 nucleotides long. RefSeq names its product tetraspanin 5 (gene TSPAN5). NCBI's taxonomy places the organism in Eukaryota, Metazoa, Chordata, Aves, Passeriformes, Passerellidae. The record is from RefSeq and is a predicted model, not a curated record. Gene Ontology annotation, biological process: regulation of vascular endothelial growth factor signaling pathway; protein localization to plasma membrane; protein maturation. Gene Ontology annotation, cellular component: membrane. The coding region runs from base 465 to 1271 and encodes 268 amino acids. The transcript has 8 exons.